AUGGAAGACUCUACCUCAACCCCAACACCCUCCAUCCUCGCCCACAUCCUGCUAUUCCUCGCCCUCAGCUAUGCGGCCAUCCACACAGUCCUUACCUACCGACGCCUCCACUCCAUCCCCGGCCCCUUCUGGGCCCGCCUCACAAACCUCCCCCGCGUCUCAUGGGUGCACACCGGCCACGCCCACACAAUCCACUCAACCCUGCACGCCAGAUACGGCGACAUCGUGCGCUUCGGUCCAAACAUGGUCUCGCUCGCUGAUCCAGCCUGGAUACCGACCGUGUACCCCGCCCGCACGGGCGUGAAGAAAAGCGAGUUCUACCGCACCCUCGCGCCGUAUACACCCUCGGGCGCAUUGCCCGCCGUGUUCUCGAGCCGCGAUGAAGACGUGCAUAAGAGGUUGCGGGGGCCAAUUGCGCCGCUGUAUGCUAUGAGCAGGGUGUUGGCGCUUGAGGGGUUCGUGGAUCGGACGCUGGAUGUUUUGGUGCGUGAGAUUGAUGGGCGGUUCGUACGCGGCCAGGGAACGUGUGAUCUUGCGGAUUGGCUGCAGUUCUUUGCGUUUGAUGUUAUGGGGACCCUGACAUUUUCGAAGCGCUAUGGGUUUUUGGAGAGGGGGGAGGAUGUUGGGGGCAUGUUGGAGACGAUUUGGGGGUUUUUGAGGGGGGCUGCGCUGUUCACGCAAAUCCCCUGGGUCGACGAGAUCUGGAACAAGAAUGCGCUUGUGACGAGGCUGAAGGGCGCGACGGGGUUCUCGAUUCUCGGUAUCGUGGGCAAAUUCGUCGCGCAGAGACGGGAGGAGAGUAAAGCUGGUAGGCUGGAAGCUGUGGAUGGAGAUCGCGAUAUGCUUUCCACGUUCAUGGAGAUCCAGAGGAAGAAUGAGCUUCCACCUUGGUUUGUCACAGCCUGGACAUUCUCCAACAUCACCGCAGGCUCGGACUCCACGGCCGUCGUCAUGCGUACAGUCUUCUACAAUCUCCUCUCUCACCCAGACAGUGUAAGCAAACUUCGCACGGAGCUUCUUAACGCAGCGAAAAGCAAAACCCACGGUUUCGCGCGCCCCUAUCCAUCCUGGAAAGACGUCUGCGACCUCCCGUACCUGGACGCUUGUGUUCUCGAAGCACUUCGUCUGCAUCCCCCAUUUUGUCUCCCCUUCGAGAGAAUCGUUCCGAAGGGCGGGAUGAUGCUCGGUGAGAAUUACCUUCCCGAGGGCACGGUCGUGGGCAUGAGCCCGUGGGUGGUGAACAGGCACAAGCCGACGUUCGGGGACGAUGCGGAGGUGUGGAAUCCUGAACGGUGGAUGGUAGACAGGGCGUUGAAGGCUCGGAGGGAGGCUGCUGUUUUAACUUUUGGCGCAGGCCGACGCGUCUGUCUGGGACGGCACAUUGCGAUGCUCGAGUUGAAGAAGAUUGUCCCGGCGCUGGUGCUGCGGUAUGAUUUUGAACUUGUCGACCCUAAGCAACUCCAGGUCGAGAACUACUGGUUCUUCAGACAGCAUGGGAUGGAUGUCCGGGUGAAGAAGAGGGUCUGA
Molecule: messenger RNA, 1527 nt
Organism: Aspergillus mulundensis
Lineage: Eukaryota; Fungi; Ascomycota; Eurotiomycetes; Eurotiales; Aspergillaceae
Product: cytochrome P450
Exons: 5
Coding region: 1-1527 (508 amino acids)
Molecular function (GO): iron ion binding; heme binding; oxidoreductase activity, acting on paired donors, with incorporation or reduction of molecular oxygen
Source: RefSeq, a predicted model, not a curated record